Messenger RNA from Lactuca virosa, 1008 nucleotides. NCBI's taxonomy places the organism in Eukaryota, Viridiplantae, Streptophyta, Magnoliopsida, Asterales, Asteraceae. The record is from the annotation of a GenBank genome assembly.
AUGGGAAAAUGUAAUAUGAACCCAUUGUAUGUAAUCAGAAGAGAUACUGAUUUAAGUAGCAUUUACUGGUGCAACUUUAUUGUGGAUUGUUUGAUAAGAACGAAGAAGGUUUACAACCCAGAUAAAGAAUCAUCCUUCUUUUAUGGACCAGCAACAUACCUUAUGAUUAAUGAACCAUAUGCUGAAGAAGAAUGUCAAGAAUCUAAUGACGAUAAGGAGGAAUCUGAUGGUGAUGAAGAUUUAUCUGAUGACGAUGAAGAAGAAUUUGAUGUUAAUCAAGUUAGUGUUGUGGAGAUAAGUGAGGAUUUGAGAAAUGAGCUUGUUGUAAAAUUAAAUGAUGGAGUGUUAAAGUUUCCUGAAAGGAAAGGUGGUGGUGUUGAAGAUGUCAAUGAUACUGCACUUGAGGGCCAAAAUGACAAAAAUGAUUCUCAAGGUAAAGUUGAUGGUCCUGAAGGUGAUGUUAAUGAACAUGCUCAUGAGGAACAUAUUAGUAAAAUUAAUGAUUUGUUGAAUGAGAAGGAUGAUGAUAAAAAUUACGAUGUUGUUGGUAAGGGAAAUUUUGGUAAUGAAGAUGAUGAACAAGGAAAUACUAGUGGAUUCAAUGAAGAAGAGGUCAUGAAUUUGAAUUCGAUUGUUGAAAAUGUUGUUAAGCGUGUUGGUCAAGUUGAUGGUGAUGUUAAUGAUAUUUACGAAGGUCUAAGUUUUAGACAAUUCAUGCGUGACCCAAUUGUUGAAAAUUUUCUUAAUCAUUUGGAUCAAGGUAAUGAGAAUUUGGUUGAGUGUGGAACUAUAAAUUUGGUUGAGGAUGAUAAAAACAAAGAAGGAAUUUUAGAUGAUACAGUUGAUAAAGUUAUUGGAGAAAAGAAGAAAGAAGAUGAAUUAAUUGCUCCAACAUUGGUUAAAGUUUGUGCCGAAGGUGAAGUUGAAAAUUCUAAAGCAAAUAAUGAUGGAGUAGGUGUGGUAGAAUGUGAAGCUUUCAAGUUGAUACGGAUUUUGGAAAAAAGGUAG